AUGGACCCUGCUCACAACAAUAAACCUCUGAGGUUUAACAGAAAAAAGAACAAGCCACCAAUGCCAGUUACUCGCACAUACUCAGAAGGAAGAGAUGAUGAUGUAACGUCCAGUACUAGUAGUAACCAGUAUUUAAUGCCAGGAACUGACUUCGGCCCUGAACUUGGCCCUGACCCCCCGCCUGGCGACAUGAUUGGGAUGUACAACAUGAUGGGGCCUAUGGUGGGGUCCAUGGGGGGUGACCCCAAUAUGAUCCUCAUGGGGCCCAUGAACUUCAACAGUGUAAGUCCGGGUCCCAUGAUUGGUCCAGGUCCCAUUGCUGGAAUGGGUCCAAACCCAAUGAUGGGCCCAGGCCCCUUGGGUAUGAUGGGUCCAGGAAUGAUGGGGCCUCACAUGCUUGUAAAAGAGAUCAUUCGUCUGAAUUCCUGUGUCUUGUAUCCUCCACCACCUGGUGCGCCACCUUCCAGUGUCAGAGUAAAACCACCAGGAUGCCGAACUAUAUUUGUUGGUGGCAUCCCAGAGAACAGCACUAGUGAGAUUCUCCAUGAGGUUUUUGAAAGCUGUGGCCAGAUAUUGAGCAUUCGUAUAAGCAAGAAAAACUUUGCCCACAUUCGCUUUGAGAAUAUGGAGUCUGUGGACAGAGCUUUGUACAUCUCUGGCUAUCGCAUGAAGAUCAAUGAUUCUGAUGAAAAAGAGGACACCGGAAGAAUCCACGUGGACUAUGCUCAAGCUAAAAAUGACCAGUUUGAGUACGAGUGUCUCCAACGAGCUUUCGCUAGAGAGAUGAGACACUUUCAGCGAAUGGAAGAAGAUAGGCUGCGUCCUCCAAGCCCUCCACCAGUCACACAUUUCUCCGACCAUGAAGCUUUGGUUCUGUUGGAAAAGUUGAAAUCGGAUGAGUCUUUUGUAAAAGCCUCACAGGUACUCAUCACUUGGCUAGAUCGAGGUGAAUGCAACAGACGCACCUCCACAGGCUUCUACUCUAUGAUCCAGCAUGUCCACGGCCACGUACGUCGGCUGACCACUGAGAGGACUGUCCUUCGGGAUGAGUUUGAGCAGUACAAAAUACAGUACCAGCAGAAACUCCAAGGCCUUGGCGGACAGUUGUGUCAGGUAGAGAGAGUUCUGGCAGCUGCUCACAAACAAAGGUGCUGGGACCAUUUCACCAAGGCUCAGCGCAAGAACAUUGACACCUGGCAGCGCCAGGCACAGGAGCAACGUGUGAGUGAGGAACAGACUUUGCCAAAGACAGAUGACACCACAGGGGAUGAUAUGGUCUUUUCUGAUGAUGAAACUGGUGAAUCUGGGCCACCCCCCAACAAGGUGUGCAAGGUGGAAACUCUAUCUGACAGUGAUGCUGAUGAGAAUCAGAAACUGAAGGAGGAGAAUGAUGCUCUCAAAUGUCAGAUGGAGGCUUUCAGAAAUGAGGUGGAGACAGUCAGACUGGAGGGAAAGGCAGAGCUGGAGGAGAAGGAAAAACAGCUGAGGGCAUUACAGAAUGCACUGCAAGGCAUGCAGCAGCAACUGAUUGUGCAGAGAGCGGUGGUGGCCAAGCUGGAAAAAGAGAACAAGGAAAUCAGGUCGAAAGUAAAUGAUGAUAGUGAGAGCAUUGAGUGCCAGCGUAACUUUGAGCCUGCAGUAAUCUUAUGUUUUUUCCAUCACCAACAGGAUGCAGACAACCCUGUCAGCAACAAGGAUGAGUUGUCAGUAACCAGUUCAGGUCUGUCCUUAUCAGACAAAGAUGCCAAAAUGAUUG
Candidula unifasciata is the source of this 1756-nucleotide messenger RNA. NCBI's taxonomy places the organism in Eukaryota, Metazoa, Mollusca, Gastropoda, Stylommatophora, Geomitridae. The record is from the annotation of a GenBank genome assembly.